Molecule: messenger RNA, 1002 nt
Organism: Filobasidium floriforme
Lineage: Eukaryota; Fungi; Basidiomycota; Tremellomycetes; Filobasidiales; Filobasidiaceae
Exons: 7
Coding region: 1-1002 (333 amino acids)
Source: RefSeq, a predicted model, not a curated record
AUGUUCUAUAUCUGGAAGAUCACCGGCCCAACCGUCGCUAUCGUUCGGACAGAAUACAUUCAAAAUGGUAUAUCACCGGUUGAUAUCCGCCUUGAUUACUGCUGUUGCAAAAUUUCGGCUGUCCGCGCUGCUGCGACUCCUCUGGACAACGACGUCAUCACGAAACGACAGGAAGCCUCGGCCCCUGAGCCACCCGAUGAGAUCGACAUGUCGGGAGACAGGUGCUGGAUGGAAGGAGAUGUGGUCCAGACCCAGAAUGCCCCUAAGGACUGGAUGUAUGGAGCUAGAUUGAGUGCUUUGGCCGCGUGGAGCCACGUGGCUCAGGAUGACCUUGUCAAGAUGUUUGAACCUGGGGAAUGGUGCCUCUUGAGGAGCGGAACCAAUCUCACCAUCAAAGCCAACAAAGCUGACGUCGAACCAUACAAGGUUGACGGUCAGGCGUACAAGGACUUGGUUGCCGAACUCGAGUCCACUCGCUUGCGUCAAGACUUCAACGGUAAACCUUUAGAGGGCGGCUUACCUGGUCAGGUUGUUCAGAUACGUGCAACCUAUUGGGCAUACCUGUUGGGCAAAGCGAUGCGACAGUGGCACCCCUACAACGAGAGUCGAGAACAAGAUGUCCAGCUCGAGGACUUGGAGGAGCAUGCUAUUGCCUACCUUAGCCUUUUGACUGGAGAAGAAUGUGCUGCGACAGGAGAUAUCACAGAUCAAGCUCAACAGGAUAUCGCAAAGAAGAUCAUUGGGAAAGCAGGCGAUACUCCCGUCAUUGUGAUUCUUCCGAAUUCCCACGUGGAUUACCAGGGCGUCUUCCCCGUUACUUCUGGAAAUUUCGACGGAGCCAAGGGAGGCUAUACGAUCUGGGAUUACAGGGAAGGGAUUUUCGAAGACAUCGACUUUAAAUACAGGAUUCCAAUGAAGGUCAUCUACAUCAAGGGAGCUGAAGGGGAUGACGAGAAUGGAAGUUGGAACAAGUACUCCAAAGGGUCGCAGGAUGCGGCCUAG